Camellia sinensis is the source of this 465-nucleotide messenger RNA. Lineage: Eukaryota; Viridiplantae; Streptophyta; Magnoliopsida; Ericales; Theaceae. The record is from RefSeq and is a predicted model, not a curated record.
AUGGAUAAAACAUUGGUGGUAGCGUAUAAUGACAAUAGGGCCUGGUGUGUGAGCCAGGCUAAUGAUGAUGUGUACGAGGUUCACUCCCACCCAUCGAUGUUGGUUGAUGUCAUCAAGCGGACAUGUUCUUGUUUUCAGUGGCAGAUAAACGAGUUCCCGUGUUCCCAUGCUGUCGUUGCAUUCCGUAAUAAUAGGAGAAACAUCUACGAUUCAAUAGACUCUACAUUCUCCAUUGAUACAUUUCAAGCUAUUUAUAGCGAAACUAUAUACCCCAUCCCAACAGUGGAGAGGUCGAUGUUUAACCCAGCUGAAUAUUUGAUAGCACCACCGACAAGCAAGCGUCCUCCCGGUCGGCCCAAACGGAAGAGAAUUUCGUCCAAGGGCGAGGUAGUGCAACGUAUACGUUGUGGUCGUUGCAAAAAGUUGGGCAAUCACAACAGGAAGACAUGCAAAGAGCCAUUAUAG